Molecule: messenger RNA, 399 nt
Organism: Microthlaspi erraticum
Lineage: Eukaryota; Viridiplantae; Streptophyta; Magnoliopsida; Brassicales; Brassicaceae
Source: the annotation of a GenBank genome assembly
AUGAAGGAUAGCUCUAGAUCUCCGGUGAGAAGAAACGACGGAUUCCACCGCUACUUGAAGCCAGGCGCGCUUGCUCAGAUCCGGAACUCGAGAAUCAACAACGCCAGAUCUACUUCUCUCUUAUCUCGGUCCCUCUCGCACCCGGUCGAUCCUUCACCCACUUCUCCGAACUCCGUCGCUGAAUCCGCGGCGGCGGCGUCCCGAAAUCUGACGAUAGAACAGGUACCACAUCUUCUGAGAAAGAUCUACGGUCCUUAUAGUUAUCAGAGGAAGAAGUUAGGCGCUGCUAGAUCCGUCUCGUCGAUGAUGAUGGCGAAUUUGAACACCCCUGUAAAUUCAGUUAUUGAAUCAACUGGUGGAAACAGCGGUGUGUUGAGCAGUGAUGUUAUUGCUCACUGA